AUGUCUAAGAAAGUAUUGAUGUUGCAUGGGCUUGCCCAGUCUGGUCCUUAUUUUGAAUCGAAAACGAAAGGUUUUCGUCGGGUCUUAGAACCACUUGGAUAUGAGUUCUUCUACCCUACAGCACCAAUUAAUUUAUCACCAGCAGAUCUUCCUAGCGAUGUUGCAGAUAUCGGCGCUGCUUCUGGGGAUGACUAUCACGCGUGGCUUCAACCGGAUCCGUUGCAUGGGGAGUACAGAUUGCCCGACGUGACUUUGAAAUUCUUGAAAGAGUACGUUGUCGAAAAUGGACCAUUUGAUGGUAUCUGUGGGUUUAGUCAAGGUGCAGGUGUCACUGGAUAUUUGAUGACGGAUUUCAAUAACCUUUUAGGCCUCACGGAGGAACAACAGCCUGCUAUUAAAUUUUUCAUUGCAUUCUCCGGAUUUAGGUUCAGACCUGAGAUUUAUCAAGAGCAGUACAUCCAACAUCCUAUCACUGUAAGGUCAUUGCAUGUUCAAGGUCAGUUAGAUACCGUUACGGAAUCAUCCCAGGUGAAAGGAUUGUAUACCUCAUGUAAAGAAGGAACGAGUACGUUUUUAGAACAUUCUGGUGGUCAUUUUGUGCCUAAUUCGAAGGGUUUUGUAUUGAAGAUCGCUGACUGGUUACAAAACUCUGAAUAG
Kluyveromyces lactis is the source of this 657-nucleotide messenger RNA. RefSeq names its product alpha/beta hydrolase. Lineage: Eukaryota; Fungi; Ascomycota; Saccharomycetes; Saccharomycetales; Saccharomycetaceae. Gene Ontology annotation, cellular component: nucleus; cytoplasm. The record is from RefSeq and is a predicted model, not a curated record. Bases 1 to 657 code for a protein of 218 amino acids. The transcript has a single exon.